AUGGCCACCAAGUGGUUCACCGGCGCGCCCUUCGGGGUGCAGAGCCACAGGUUUGACGUCUCCGCUGUUUAUCCCAGCCAGAAGAAGUUAAGCACCUUCACGGAAGCUCCAUACUCCAGGGUUUACUCUGUGGACGUGUCCCACAUAGGACCCGGGACCUAUGGCUUCAAGGAGACCUGCUUCAGCAACAAGAAACUGAAGAAAGAGGUGGGCACAGGCUGGGCCAAGGCCCAGGAAGCCACCCGGCUGACCCAGCUGCCCCACUUCCAGUACCAGGCCAUCAUGAAAGAGAAGCGGCAGCAGAAGGAAAAGCUGGGGCCUGGCUCCUACAACUUCAAAGACUUCCUAGAAGAGCUGCAGUCAAAACCAGGCAGCACUCGUGGGCUGCUCAGCUCUGGGGAGAUUCGCUUCCGAGGACUCAUUGGGAACUACUAUCCAGGGCCUGGAAAUUAUGGGGAGAAGGGCAACCCAUUCACGAAGCUGGAGGAGAGUGCCUGGAACCGGUCUCACUCCGAGGGCCUCAUGUGCAGAAUGGCCAACCAGCGGCGCCCCUUGGCUCACCAGGGGAGUGGUCUGGCACCGGGCACUUACACCUUCAAAAGUGGCAUCGAAGUGUGCCUGGCAAAAGUCACGGGCACCCGUGGUCCCUACGACAUCUUCUCUGGUGACCGAAGCAAGCCCCAGCCUUACGGACAUUACUCUGUGCAGAAAAAAAGACCCAGGGAACUGACAAAUUUCCAGAGCUUCGUGGAGGAACUUAACCUGCAUCACAAUAAGAAGCGUGGAGUUUUUUCAAAAGUUCCUCGCAAUCUGAAAACCCCUACAGAAAGAAUCUAUUGGGCCACCCUUAGCCAGUGCCCCCGAAAACUAGCUACAUCUGGUCCUGGUAUGUGGCUUCCUCCAGAGAAGGAGUGCAAACACACCAACCAGCCUCCCUUCCUGCUGUCCUCCAAGCGGUCAGGCAUGAAGGCCUACCAGCUGAUCCUGGGAAACUGGAACCCCGUAGGGGUGGGUCGCUACCUCAACACCCAGCUGUUGGAGACAAAGGACCACCGGCAGCGAUACCGGUCCCUGUUCAUGGGUGGAUCCAAGCGCUACCCCUCGGACCCAGUCCGGGAGAGGAUCAUGCAGGAAAGAAUCACACCUUUUACUAAGGGGAAGUGUGUGCCAACUGUGGAUCAUAAUUCAGAUCCUUAAAGCCGCCCAUGAAGGACAACCUGCAGUGACCGGAGGACCUGAAACCUG
This is a messenger RNA of Cervus elaphus (red deer), 1245 nucleotides long. RefSeq names its product lymphocyte expansion molecule (gene CIMAP2). Bases 1 to 1197 code for a protein of 398 amino acids. Lineage: Eukaryota; Metazoa; Chordata; Mammalia; Artiodactyla; Cervidae. The transcript is spliced from 10 exons. The record is from RefSeq and is a predicted model, not a curated record.